Messenger RNA from Aspergillus alliaceus, 3826 nucleotides. Its product is annotated as leucine--tRNA ligase NAM2. Bases 134 to 3124 code for a protein of 996 amino acids. Gene Ontology annotation, biological process: mitochondrial translation; leucyl-tRNA aminoacylation. The record is from RefSeq and is a predicted model, not a curated record. Gene Ontology annotation, cellular component: mitochondrion. Gene Ontology annotation, molecular function: ATP binding; leucine-tRNA ligase activity; aminoacyl-tRNA deacylase activity. The transcript has 3 exons. Lineage: Eukaryota; Fungi; Ascomycota; Eurotiomycetes; Eurotiales; Aspergillaceae.
UAUGACUUCAACAUAGAUAGAUUUGUUCGAUGGAAGGACCCUUUUUGCUUGACAAGACCCUUGUCUAUAUUCCAGUGGCUUAAUUGCGUCAAUUCGAAUACCCUGCAUAUGGCACAAUGACUAGGUAGUUAUUAUGCCGUCCCUAUCCCGUUUACGAAUGAGUCCGACUCGGACCGUCUUAGUGCAAGGACGAUGGAAGCGCGGGUGUUGGUUAUCUCCAAUUCCUGCCUUAACUCGUUUCGCAACAACCGCACCGCCGAAUAUCGACACCAGAAGACUCGAUCUACUGGCGAUUGACAGGAAAUGGCAAGAAAAAUGGUAUUCCCAGAAGACGGAACUAUCAUCCGUCGCCACCGAGACGAAGGAUAAGUCAGAGAAGCCCAAGUCUUAUAUACUAUCCAUGUUUCCUUAUCCCUCAGGUACGCUACAUAUGGGUCACUUGCGUGUAUAUACGAUAUCUGAUGUGCUUGCACGGUUUUAUCGCAUGCGUGGUCAUGAGGUUCUGCACCCAAUGGGGUGGGAUGCUUUUGGGUUACCAGCGGAAAAUGCGGCGAUAGAGCGGGGAGUUGACCCGGCAGAAUGGACGAAGGAUAAUAUCGCUAGGAUGAAGGAACAGCUGCGAAGUAUAUCUACUUCCUUCGAUUGGGACCGAGAGCUUGCAACGUGCUCACCUGAAUUCUACGAACAUACGCAACGGAUAUUUUUGAUGCUCUACAAGAAAGGAUUGGCAUAUCAAGCUGAAGCGUUGGUAAAUUAUGAUCCCGUGGAUAAAACGGUCCUGGCAAAUGAGCAGGUUGAUGCAAAUGGCUUCUCAUGGCGGUCCGGGGCAAAGGUCGAGAAGUUGAACCUGAGACAGUGGUUCUUCCGCAUAACAGACUUCAAGGAAGCUCUUUUGAAUGACCUGGACUCUCUAGCAGGCGGCUGGCCUGAGCGGGUGCUGUCUAUGCAGCGAAACUGGCUGGGAAAGUCGUAUGGUGCUAAAAUCAAGUUUCCUGUUUCAGUAGAGGGAAAUGGAAUCAGCAAUACGAAAGUCGACGUGUUCACCACGCGGCCAGAUACACUUUACGGGGUAGAAUAUCUUGCUCUAUCCUUGAACCACCCCAUCGUUCUAUCGGCUGCGGAGAAAGAUUCUGAGCUUCGCAAGUUUUUGGAUGAGGCGGCUUCCCUUCCUGCUGACUCCAAGGCCGGAUAUCAAUUGUCAACCGCGAUCGCCUCUCACCCAUUGCACAUCAUCGACAAGGAGAGCCCUCAUGUCGCUCGUCAACUCCCCAUAUUCGCGGCUCCCUAUGUUCUUAGCGACUACGGAGAGGGAGCAGUGAUGGGGGUUCCAGGUCACGAUUCUAGGGACCUGGCAUUUUUCAAAGAGAAUGCUCAACCUGAGUUCAUAACUAUUGUGAUUGAGCCCAAGCGUACACCCGAAGCCGACCUUGGAGUUAGUACCGGUGAACUUCCUGCUGGUGACGUGAAAGCUUUUACUCAAGAAGGUUUUCUUAACUCGAGAUGCUGGAAAUACCAGGGCCUUCAUUCCCACGAGGCCGGUCAAAAAAUAGUCGAUGACCUCAAAGCCGUUGGUCAUGGUAGUGCUGUAGAACAGUGGAGAUUGAGAGACUGGUUGAUCAGCAGGCAGCGCUAUUGGGGCGCUCCAAUCCCGAUCAUCCACUGCGCAGGUUGUGGCCCUGUGCCCGUGCCAGACGAUCAGCUCCCAGUCAAAUUGCCCAAGAUAAAAGGGGACUGGUUAAAGGGUAAAAGAGGAAAUCCUCUCGAGUCAUCUGAUGAUUGGGUACAUACUAAAUGUCCAAGUUGUGGAGGUCCAGCCAAAAGGGAUACAGAUACUAUGGACACAUUUGUCGAUUCAUCUUGGUAUUUCCUCAGAUUUUUAGAUAGUACCAACAAACAACAACCGUUUUCACCUUCAUCUGCGCGACCAGUCGAUGUUUACAUUGGUGGUGUCGAGCAUGCUAUCCUACACCUACUCUACGCCCGGUUCAUCUACAAAUUCCUUUCCAAGUCCGACUUGUUUCCAGAACUCUCUCGGGUAUGUGACGUUGCCGGGCCGUUGGAGCCAUUCAAGACACUUCUUUCUCAGGGCAUGGUCCACGGAAAGACGUACUCGGAGCCUUCUACUGGGAGAUUCCUCCAUCCAUCUGAAGUGGAUCUUUCUAGCCCGGAUAGACCGAUGAUCAAGGGUACUCAGGUUAUGCCGAACGUGUCGUUUGAAAAGAUGUCAAAGAGCAAGCACAACGGCGUGGAUCCCACGGCUUGCGCCCAGAAGUAUGGCGCCGAUGCUACUCGCGCGCAUGUGCUCUUCUCCGCACCCGUCAGCGAAGUUCUUGAAUGGGAUGAAACAAAAAUAGUGGGAAUCGAGCGCUGGUUUGGCCGACUUUGGAAGCUUGUCCUGGAUGCGCAACAGACGCUAGUUUCAUCGUCAUAUACUUUAAACCCAGAUGAUUUGGCGCAGUCCACCCACGUCACAGCCCUCCCUGACCAUCUGCAGAGCCUCAGUGACAGUGACGCAGAUGCUGUUCUCUUCACUCAUAGAACCAUUAUGUCUAUCACUAGUUGUAUAGAAAACAAUCCUUACGGACUGAAUACUGUCAUCUCUGACCUGACCAAGUUGACCAAUACGCUGUGCUCGUCCACCCCUACGUCAUCACAGGUUCUUUACCUGUGUGUCUCCACUCUCCUCCGUCUACUGGCACCUAUUGCCCCAGCACUGGCUUCUGAGAGUUGGGAAACCCUCAACAAACCGAUAAUCAGCUGUAACCCGACGAAAAAUACCGUGGCUAUUGCAACUGAUGUGCCGGCGAUUUUCAAUUGCCCCUGGCCGACACCUCUUCUGACCUCAGAGCAAGUCGAUGUUCUGUCUGCACGAAGUGGUCAAACCGUGGCUGUACAGAUUAACGGAAAGUUGCGUUUCACUGUCACAAUUCCACGACAGAUGUCCACCACGACGGCUGAAACAAGCGAGAAGUCUGGGGUCACUUUGGACGAACAGGAUUUUAUAAUCAAUCGCAUUCUAGACACCGAGGAAGGACGCACUUGGCUGCGUGAGAAGAAUGAUUGGGAGAAACGGAGACGCGUAAUUGUCGUCAAGGGAGGUAAAUUAGUCAAUGUUGUAUUUUAAUCUGGAGUUAUGCCCGUCAUGCUGCUGUGGGUUGCAAUAGACAUAACCGUCUAGUUAUAGAAAAUUGUACAUUAAAUCCCAUCCCCACCCACGUUCUUCCACCUUAAGGAACCACGGUCGCAUUCAAACGGAAAGGCAUCAAGCAUCCGGAGAAGCGAAGGGGUAUUGCGGCCUUGCGGUCCCAUGCUGAUUUAUCGCCAUGACUGGUUUCUUGAUUGAUCCUAGACCCCAACUGGCCUUCCUCGCUCAUCGAAAAUCUAGGGUCAAUAGCAGCACUCUUCGGUACAUUGGUUGCAUGAUAUGGCAGGAAUGUGGCGAGUGCAUUGGGGACAGUGGAGACUCGAAUAAGUCUUCCCCUCAUUACGGAUGAUGGUUAUGAAGUUGACAUCUCGGACUGGGGGGUCCCAUCACCGAUGCCUCCCAACGAGUGGGAUUGAGAACAAAGACUCCAUGGAAGCACGGUCGAUCCUCGGGUUUGGAUCUCGCAGGGCCUGGGAUGUUUUAGUUGCAGUUACCGGGCGUGGUAGAUGCGGAGCACGCGAUUCUUUCCUAACUUAAUAGCAAAGUUCUCUAGUCACUCUAGUUUGAGAUGGGCCUUGGGCAUUUACAUAAGUAUUGUGGAUCACAACGAUGAGUAUGGAUGAAUGACACCACCAGCGGCAAUUUGAUCCGAUCGGAUUCAAGUGACGCGGCAUACAGGAC